UCCCGUUGUAUAAAACCUCAAUUUCUCUCCUCCCACUCUCUACGCCUCUCUAUCUCUAGAGUUUUCUUUCCGCCCCUCUCCCGCGGCGACGCCUCCGUAGACAGCUGCCGUACGACUGGAUCCGCCCUGUCGUCAGACUCCGUCGCGGCCUUUCCGAUCAGAUUUCUUCCAUAACCUCCCCAAUUCAUUUUAUUUUUCCCCUCUUCUGAAUCUGUUUUGUAGCUGUUUCUUUUUCUUGGCGAAAAUUUUUUGGUGUUCGGGUGAAUUUACUCUUUUAGCCUUUAUAUUUACCUUAUUUACCGACCCGUCGAGCAAUUUAACGGGUCCAGCUGGUGAUCUGGUUUUACCCGUUUUGGCCACCCGUCCCUUUUAUCGCCUAUAUAUAUAUAUAUAUAUAUAUUCAAAAAUGAAUUGACGAUUUUGUCCUCCAGAAACAAAAAUCCAUUUGACGGUUUUCUUCAUAAAUGAUAGAGAACUUGACGCUUCCGUGCUGACGUGGCAUGCUUUAGGGGAAAAACGGACGGUCACGAUGAGCCAUCACCCCCGCCGAGUCUUCACGCCUGGGGCAUCGCGAAAGCGCAAGGAGACGGACGCUUUUCACCCCGCGCAACCACCAAUGCCACUCUCGCCGGCGGCGAGACCACCGGGUUCCACGGCUGCAGCCGCCACAACGACGUCGUCUGCGAGAGCCGCCGAGGCGAUUUCGUCGAACCGGCUCGUAGCCGGCUACAUGGCUUACGAGUUUCUGACUAAGGGGACUCUUUUCGGGCAGAAGUGGGACCCAGCACGGGCCGAGGCCGUGCCACUAGCGGCCCCCUCGGCCGAGUCGAAGAGAGCGAGGCCGAGUCAGAUUCAGAGUCAGGGACCGAGUCAUAGUCAGAGUCAGAGUCAGGGUCAGAUCGUGGAAGCGCUGGCGAGCCCGAGGGGCGCGGCGGGGACGGCGAAGCGGCACCAGAGCUACGCUGAGGUGGCGAACCUGUUGAAAGCCGACGGGGCCCACAUACCGGGCAUUGUCAACCCUACGCAACUCGCACGGUGGAUUCAGAUGUGACGCGCGGUGCCCACACGUGGCGAUUUCUCAUUGGGCAACAUUUUAGAGAGGUGAAGCCGUCCGCAAGCGAUUCCCACUCCCUCCUCCCCCGCCCCCACCCCCACGCCCACCCCCACCCCCUACGCCUUUCUCUCUCUCCUCGGUGGUGUGACAGGUGAGUCCGUCGAAAACCAACUCAGACCAUGAGAUGCUCUCUCUCUAAAACCAGCCGGCCGGAACGUGAGAAUGAUGUCUGUUUCCGGCCAUUAUCUGUCUCUAUGCUUGUUGUUGAUCCUUUUUUUUUUUUUCUUUUUUGUUUUAUGUAAUAUUUAGGUGAUGAAAAUGGAACGUAAUUUGAGAGAGAACCCAGUUUGAUGGAUCACACAAUGUGUGUUGCAUGUUAAAUAGAUGCUUUUCUUUUUUGUUUAACUUUUCCUGUAACUCAUAUGGCUAGCUGUGUUAUUUAUAUAUUUAUUUUUUAGAAAGAUA
This is a messenger RNA of Malania oleifera, 1519 nucleotides long. RefSeq lists its product as uncharacterized. The transcript has a single exon. NCBI's taxonomy places the organism in Eukaryota, Viridiplantae, Streptophyta, Magnoliopsida, Santalales, Ximeniaceae. Bases 530 to 1051 code for a protein of 173 amino acids. The record is from RefSeq and is a predicted model, not a curated record.